CUGGGCAGGAGGGCAGCGGGGAGGCGGGGCGCUGGGCGCGGCAGCUCAGUCCACACCAUGGCGUACCCCGGGCACCCUGGCGCCGGCGGCGGGUACUACCCAGGAGGGUAUGGAGGGGCUCCCGGAGGGCCUGCAUUUCCAGGACAAACUCAGGAUCCUCUCUACGGGUACUUUGCUGCUGUGGCUGGGCAGGAUGGGCAAAUAGAUGCGGAUGAACUGCAGAGAUGCCUGACGCAGUCGGGCAUUGCAGGAGGAUAUAAACCUUUUAACUUGGAGACUUGUCGGCUGAUGGUUUCAAUGCUGGAUAGAGAUAUGUCAGGCACAAUGGGUUUCAAUGAAUUUAAGGAGCUCUGGGCUGUACUGAAUGGCUGGAGACAGCACUUCAUCAGUUUUGACAGUGAUAGGAGUGGAACAGUGGAUCCUCAGGAAUUGCAGAAGGCACUGACUACAAUGGGAUUUAGGUUGAGUCCCCAGGCUGUGAAUUCAAUUGCAAAACGAUACAGCACCAAUGGAAAGAUCACUUUUGAUGACUACAUUGCCUGUUGUGUUAAACUGAGAGCUCUAACAGACAGCUUUCGAAGACGAGAUACUUCUCAGCAGGGUGUCGUGAAUUUCCCAUAUGAUGAUUUCAUUCAGUGUGUCAUGAGCGUUUAACCACAGAAGCUUGAUGAACUAAAUCGGCAUUCAAACUGGAAUUCUUCCCUGCUCUUGCUUUCUGCCUUCCACGAUGCAUAUAAACUCCAGUCACCACGCUUCUGUCAUGCUGUUGUAAAAACUUAUUACUUCAUAUACUGCUGACGUUUGAGUUUUAGUUUUGAUAAUAAAUUCUUUGGGAUUUUAAUAGUAUGAGAACUGUUACACCAUUCAGAGCUUCAUUGUGUCUUGCUAAGCCCCUUGUAUGUAAAUUGAAGUAUGCACAUUUCAGGCAUUCUGUAUUGUUCACUGGGGGAGAGAUACUAAAAUCAUGUCUUCAAUAGACUACAGGUGUCAUCUCCUCUCUUAGAAGGAUGUUUACGUGUUAUUGAAAGCUUUAUGUGUCAUGUAUUAUCAGCAAAUAAAUGAUUUAGACCACUUAAUGAAAAAGAAAAAAAAAGAAAAAGAAUAGAGUUGUCCAUGGUAAAUCAUAUCAGAAUACUCUGGAGUGGUUUUACAGCUUACAGCUCAUUUUUUGACAGUGUAAAUGGACAGAGAAUUAUAUUCUGCCUCUUAAAACCUGAUGAAUAAUUUGAGUGGUAAAUACAUUACUAAGUUCCUCUUGUCAUUAUUCAUUUUGGCCUUUAUGCCUUUAAAAAAAUCUUUUGUUUCAUUAUGAGUUUCAUUAUGUAAAAAAUAUUAAUUGAAAAAAUUAGAGGAUGACAGUACAGACAGUGGCUAUUUUUAGCCAAUGGAAUCCUAGGUAACUUUAAUUUCCUUGAGACAUUUCAGUAUUUUCCAAAUAUGUUUUCUUUCAUUUAAAAUCAGAAAUCAUUUUUUAAUAAUGAUAUUUCCAUUUUGAUAUGCCAGUGUGUUCACACUUAAAAAUAUCACUCAGUGAGCGGGAUUUGAGCACUACAUGUAUGAAGUGGGCCAUGAAUCUGAUACUUGAUCAGGGUUAAAACUUUCUACCCCUCACCAUCAAGACUACCUAACUGGGCUAAAUAUUUCAGGCAGUGGUCCCCAAGCACUGCGAGGCGUGCCAUCCAACUGGCAUAUUAGGCAUCCAACUGUGUAUUUUAGGGAGAGGUCUCCAAGUUCUGUUAAGCCUUUGAUCUCCCACAAAGCAUAAGGAGUGGAAAGAUAAUAUUUACCACUAGGAGUCAGAUGAUGAGAUUUUUUUUGCUUCCUUCCUACUAAUUUUCAAACAGUCCCUGAGAAGUAUCGUAUUUUUAAUGGUUAGCAAAAUAAUUUUUUAACCAUACCAUGAUUCUAGAUUCUAAUGCUGACCAUGCCUCUUUACUACAGAGGUAGCUUCACCAUUUUAGAUGAUCUCAGCCUGUUUCCCCAUAUUUAGAGAUAAUCGCCAUGGGGUAGUUGUGAAUGAUGGUUGUUGGCAUAAUAGACAUAAUAUUGGCUUUAGUGUAGCCCUAGAAUUUCCAAGUACCACUAGGUGUGGCCCUAGGGGUCCCUGGCCCCAAAAGGCCUGAGCAACAUCACAUUCUUAGAAUUUAACAUAGAAAUGUCUGGCCACUGGACCAAGAAAUAAUCUGAGUGGCCCAGGAUCCCUGAGCUCCACUUGGGGGAGCAUCACCAAAUAAAUUAAUAAAACUGGCCUGGUCUGCUGUUCUUUGCAAGGUAACACAUCAAACAAUAAAAUCAGUCUAUUUCUCUUUGACCAGGAGAAACUCUUAUAGUAUAACUUUCAGAUAUUAAUUAUAUAAAAAAUAAACAUUUUAUAAUUUCCUGUGA
This is a messenger RNA of Suncus etruscus (white-toothed pygmy shrew), 2385 nucleotides long. RefSeq names its product sorcin (gene SRI). Gene Ontology annotation, molecular function: calcium ion binding. Lineage: Eukaryota; Metazoa; Chordata; Mammalia; Eulipotyphla; Soricidae. The transcript is spliced from 8 exons. Bases 58 to 654 code for a protein of 198 amino acids. The record is from RefSeq and is a predicted model, not a curated record.